This is a messenger RNA of Baudoinia panamericana UAMH 10762, 444 nucleotides long. RefSeq lists its product as uncharacterized. Lineage: Eukaryota; Fungi; Ascomycota; Dothideomycetes; Mycosphaerellales; Teratosphaeriaceae. The record is from RefSeq and is a predicted model, not a curated record. The transcript has 2 exons. The annotation marks the transcript as partial.
UCAUGCGCCAUCUGCGGCGCACCACCCUAUCCCGAAUGCCCUCAUGAAGGCGAGCGACUGUUACUGGCUUUUGAUCAGGCCAUGGCAAGGUGGGCCGGCCUGGAAGCAAUCAAGAAAUGGGUGCUAGAUAACGCUCGCAACCAAGUUAUCAACACUUUCGAGCAACUCCGUGCGGCGCGCUACCAUCAGCAUCUUCAGUACCUCCAAAUGCUGCCUUGCUACACCAUUUACAUGAAGUAUAACGGCGCGCCGCCCAUGCCACACCAUCAACUUCACGCUUUACAGUCCCAAAUCGCUCACGCCAACGUGGCGCUCAAAGCAGGAGUGGACGAAGACUGGCGGAACAGCUGCAUGCAGUAUCCGAGAAUCCUGGACUACUAUUUCCGUCUUGUCGUAAUCAGCUUCCCCGAUCCCAGAGAUCCUGCACUGCAGGAGCCGCGAUUC